UAGAACCUGUUAGUUCGCUGGGAGCAUCUCUGUAGACAGUCAGGCAAUUGAUUUGCUUUUAACAAAACAGUAAAUAGGACGACAAUGACGGACAAUGGCAUAGAUGAUGAAAUUGUUGAAUCACUCAACAAAGUAUUGGGAAUUGUGGUAAACGCUCGAAAAGCGGUCAGCACCAUAGACAAGUUGAAUUUGCCCGUUGAACUCGAUAAUAGUCCGCUUUCUAUGCUCGAUUCUAUAGGAGAGAUGAUUCAUCAAUAUACAACAAAGCUCUCGAUUGCAGCGAGACCCCCGAUCACCAAAGAUGCGUUGGAAAAAUACUCAAAUGAUAUGUCUAACAUGGUUUCUCCUUUAAUUGCUACUCUUCAGAUAUAUACUGUUGAUAAAUAUGGAAAAAUUAUUUAUGACCGUCUAAAAAUGCAUGUAGAACGAAUUUUACUGGGAAUAGAAUGCUUGCUGAGAAGUGUUUCACCGAAACCUUUGGCACACGUUACAGAGGCUUGGAAAACUCGGGGGCGUUUAGUUACUACUGGAAUGUUGUGGGAAUCAUGCGAAAAGCUCCAAAAACUAGGAAGAGAAGGUGCCUUGGGUUAUGUACUUGAGGAAUGGGAAAACUUUGUAUCAAUGUUGGAAGACGCCGUGAGUGACAUGGAGGACUGGAAAGCAGGAGAAAGUUCCAAUUGGGAUAACUUUGAUAGCGAGGAUGAAGAUGAAGAAGAGGAAAAAGAAAACACAACUUCUGAAGUACGGACUCAAGAACAAGCUGAAUCAGCAAAACAAUUGUUAAGACAGUUAAAUGCAUGCAAAAUCUUGUUUCUCUCUAUAAAGAAGCACAGGCUACCGAAAACGGCUUCUUUCCAUUACUUGGACGAUUUGUACGAGAAAAUGAAGCGCACUUCAGAAGCAAUAGACGAAGUGGUCGGGCAAUUUCAAGAAGACUUUGAUAAUACCAAAGAUGAGUUAGACUUAUUUGCUUUUUGUGGAAAAGAACUUGCUCAGACUUGUAUUACCGAAUUCGAAUCUGAUUCUUUCACUGCGUGGUAUACAAAAUGGUUAGAAAACUGGGACCAAUCUUGGAAAUAGUGGGGUUUUCUUAUAUCUUGUUUUGAUUAAUUAAUUCAUUUGGUUACAACUAUUCUUUUUUUUUUGGUAAAACGUCUUCCUUCCCCUUUUUUCGUUUCACCUCUGGUUUAUAUCUAAAAUUUGUAUUAAAUAUAUAGUUGAGAGAGUAAAUUAUACUAUUCAGGUAUUGAUGUUCAUAGCCGGGAACAACUUCUUGUAUAGCUGAAAGGACCAACUCAAUAAGAAACCACAGUAGACAAACUAAAUU
This is a messenger RNA of Schizosaccharomyces octosporus yFS286, 1327 nucleotides long. RefSeq lists its product as uncharacterized. The transcript has 2 exons. NCBI's taxonomy places the organism in Eukaryota, Fungi, Ascomycota, Schizosaccharomycetes, Schizosaccharomycetales, Schizosaccharomycetaceae. Gene Ontology annotation, biological process: regulation of cell cycle. The record is from RefSeq and is a predicted model, not a curated record. Gene Ontology annotation, cellular component: nucleus. Bases 85 to 1080 code for a protein of 331 amino acids.